Podospora bellae-mahoneyi is the source of this 3264-nucleotide messenger RNA. RefSeq lists its product as uncharacterized. Gene Ontology annotation, molecular function: protein binding. The coding region runs from base 1 to 3264 and encodes 1087 amino acids. The transcript has 2 exons. The record is from RefSeq and is a predicted model, not a curated record. Lineage: Eukaryota; Fungi; Ascomycota; Sordariomycetes; Sordariales; Podosporaceae.
AUGCCGCCGAAUCUACCUGUGCCCUCCAAGGCUGCCCUGACGGCGCUCCAAGGGCUUGUUGUGGGCACGACCUGCACCAUUGCGAUUAUUGCCGAGGAUCGGAGGCGGAGGAUAAACAGCGCGCUGAGGAUUGUGGAGAACGGGGAGAGGCUCAAGAGCUGUCGGCAGUACAGGCCGGGAGGGGGGAGGACGAGGUUGAGGGUGUUGCAGGAGCGGGCUGUGCAGGUUGAUGAGGAGCCGGUUGUGCUUUCGCCUGCGGAUGGGGGGGGGAGGUGUGGAGGGGCUUGUUUGGAGAAGCAGGAGAAGAGAGAUGCUGGGGUAGAGGGUGAGGUGGGAGGGGGAAGGGUGGCUGAACCGCCGGAAUUGGACCCUUUUGCCGAGUUUAAUGCUGCUGCGUGGCGGGAUGGGCGGGAGAAGGGAGUGAAGAGGUCGGUGGCGGUUCCGGAAUGGUAUAGGGAGCAUCAGGCUUCUGUGAAGGCGAGGUCUUUUCGGGAUAUCUCCUCCAUUCAGAGGAAGGCUACCACCGGCGCAGGUGUUCCUGAUGUGCCCACCAACACAGUAUCGACGACACAGCUUGAAGGAAAGACGGCUGGACAGAAUACCGACCCAACCGCUUCCCUCUCGUGGCUCAACACCGUCCAGUCCCUUCAAUUCCCUUCGACAAUAAAGAUCCUAAGGUUAAUCCAGGAGGCCUGCAUCUCCAAAAACGCAACCCGGCUCGGCCACGUCGUUCAAUUCGUCCUAGAAAACUCCGAAAGCGCCAUCACAGGACAACCAGGCUGGUUAUCCGGCACCGCCCUCCUCUGCAGAACCUGCCAAGAAGCAGGCAUGCUCGAAGAAGCAGGCAACGUCCUCGCACGAGUCCUGCGAAGCGGAAAAAUCAACGAAAUCGAUUACUACGCCUUUGAACCAUCCUCCCUCAUCCGCUCCCUCCUGGCCCACGCCGAAACCCUCAAAUCCAACCAAGACGCCCGCCUGCGCAUCCUCGACCUCGCCGCGGUGGUCUACCGUCCCAAAAUUGCGGACCGAACCCCCGUGGUUGACCCCAGCCUCCACGAAACCGGCCGGAGGCUGCUUGAAGCGAGAUUCGCGGCUGGCCACCUCAUCAACGGCCGAGAAAUUUAUCGGCGGUGCCAUGGUUAUGCCCUCCGUAUGGGGGACGCAACUCCCGAGUUCACGCAUUGGUAUUUGACCAAACUGGCCGAGCAACACAGCUACAAGAUGGCGAUCCAGAUAUUCCGGUUCAAUUACGCAAACUGCAUGCCGGACUCGGUGUCGCUGUAUGACAUCGCCAGGCUGGCGGUCGAUUGCGUUGAAAAGGCGCACAACCACCGGGCAGAUGAUGUGCUGCACACGCUGAGAAAACUGUACAGGGGUAUCGACUUUAAGAUGCCGUCCGAGCUGGCUACGAGGUUGCUGGUGGCGCACUGGAGGAGGAAUAAGGAUUUUGGCGGGACUCAGAGGCUAUUUGAUACCCUUGGGGAGGAGGCGGGCAUCGAGAAGGAGGUGCUCUACCCUGACGCGCUGUACCGGGUCAUGGUGGAGAUUUCUCUCGAGGCUGGGGAGGAGGCGUUGGCGGAGUGGUAUUUUGAAAAGUCGGCGGCGGAUGGGUUUGUGGUUUUUGAGGAUGUGAGGAUGCUGGGGGUUUUUGCGAGGCAUUAUGCUGCCGGGGGGGACUGGGAGGCGGUGAGGGCGAUUUUUGAGAGGAUGAAGGUUGAGGAGGACGAUCCGGAGGGGAUGAAGAAUUACAGUCAGGCUUUUGUGCCGGUGCUGAAGGCGUAUGCGGAUGGGCACACGGUGGAGGAGACGGAUGGGUUUUUGAGGGGGUAUGUGGAGGGGUUGGGGGUGCCGCUGAACAAUUACAUCUUCAGCGUGAUGGGGGCGAAGUAUGCGAAGGGGAGGGAUGUGGGCAGGAUGGUGGAGUGGUUGGAGUACUGUGCUGGGUUGGGGUUUGAGGUGGACGCGGCGUUUAGCAAUGUUAUUUUGACGGUUCUGAGGAGGGAGUGGAAGAUGCCGUUUAGGGAUUUGAGGACGCUUUAUCGGAAGCUGAGGUUGCUGAGUCCGAAGUUUGCGGAUAGGUACACCGAGACGGUGAUGGUGAGGGCGGCGUUGGGGGAUGGGAGCGGGGGGAGGGCGACGAGGGGGAGGUUGUUGUCUCUACGUGUUGAGCGCAAUAUUUUGCCGCACAAGGGCAAGUGUGCGGAUGCGAGGGAGCUUGCGCUGGUUAUGAAGGAGCAUCUGACGUACGGCCACCCGAGGGUGGCAUUGAGGAUGUACAGGGUGUCUCGACACGAGGGGAUGGAUGUCUCCCAUGGGACACUGCGGCUGGCGGUUCAGGCGCAGCUGCAGGCUGAGCCGGAUAGCUAUCAAGACGCGUACGAACUCGUGCGGGAUGCACAAGACAAUGGGCUUGAGACGGAGGGAAUCAUCAAUUAUAUCGUUGGCUGGAAGAUUCGCAACCUCUUCACAGACAUGAAGAGGGAAAGGAAGGCGUGGCACCCAAGUCGCAUGCUGAUGGUUGUUCAGGAUAGCCUCAGAGGCAUAGAAGAGCUAGGGAUCAACCCCACAGACACGGCACUGCACCAAGCAGCGAGGAUAUGCCUCACGAUGCGGUUCUACUCUGGAGCGAUAGUCUACGCUGCUCAUGCCGCCAAGGCCAAAGGUGAAUCACCGUGCUAUAACCUCGCCAACUUUGGCAUCAUCCUCAGUGCGGCAACCAAACUCCUCGACGUGGCGAGGCUGAAGCUAGCGAUUGGGCGGGCACUGAGCAGCAGUUACAAAGAGGACACUGCCUGCCUCAACAUGCUCAAGACGGCGUUUACCUACGUCAAGAGGUUCGAGCCGAACCCAGAGUCUACGACAGCAAAGUCGAAACAAGAGCAGGCCUAUGAGGUUCUGGAGAAGGCGAUCAAAGCCAUUGUCGAAGCAAGGGAGAUACUGAGGGUGGACGCUGCACGACUGGGAACGGAUGCGCUGAGGGUUAUGAAGGAGAGCGCGCUUGCUGCUGGGUAUCCGCCGGUGGACUUUGACGAGAUCCCUUGGUUGAAUAGUACCUAUGGGAAGGGGGGGAGGAUAGAGAGCGGGGAUGGUUCGCAUUUGGUGUUGACCCAAGCCGUAAGGGUUGGGAAAGGGGGGAGGGCCGUUGUACAAUACAUAUAUACCAAGCAUAUUGCAUUAUCGGGAGGUUUUUGGGAACUGGGGGAUUCGAAAAAGGGAAACAAAUGUAACAUGAAAAGUUUGACGAAUAUGAUCAUAUUUGAAUAA